AUGAUGCAAGCACAAAAGCAAGUUCAACAGUUCGAUGAAUUAAUGAGAAGAACAAAAGAAAAACAUAAAAUGAUUCAUCAAUUAUGUAUACAACAAAUAAAUACAGACACAUCAAGAAAUAUCCAACCAACAGAGAACAAAAUUGAUGAAUUAACGACAAUAUUAGUUGAACCAUUCAAAACAGCAAUAUCAAGUACAGAAAUUUGUGAUUCAACAGAUGCAUAUGGUCGAAAUAUGGCACGUUUACAAACAUCUAGAAGCAUACUUUUUGAAAGUGCUAUUGAAAUCAAAGAAAUUGGUGAGGAAGAUGACAAUAAUGAUGAUGAUGAUGAUGAUGAUGAUGAUGAGGAUAAUAAUAAUAAUAAUAAUAAUGAGGUAAAAUAG
Messenger RNA from Brugia malayi, 384 nucleotides. RefSeq lists its product as uncharacterized. Lineage: Eukaryota; Metazoa; Nematoda; Chromadorea; Rhabditida; Onchocercidae. Bases 1 to 384 code for a protein of 127 amino acids. The transcript has 2 exons. The record is from RefSeq and is a predicted model, not a curated record.